Dicrocoelium dendriticum is the source of this 315-nucleotide messenger RNA. The record is from the annotation of a GenBank genome assembly. NCBI's taxonomy places the organism in Eukaryota, Metazoa, Platyhelminthes, Trematoda, Plagiorchiida, Dicrocoeliidae.
AUGCUGGUUGUUUACAUCUCUUCCACCCCCGGAAACUGGAAGGUAAAACAUCGCCAACAGCGCAUAAUAGACCUACUUUCUUCGCUAAAGAUACCGUAUGAAGUCCGUGACAUUUCUCAAUGUGAGGAUUCAAAAAUUUUCAUGACUAAAGCCCUCCAGGCCAUUGGAAAACGUGCGACCGCACCUCAACUUUUCUACGGGGAUGAAUACAUAGGGGGCUACGACGAAUUAAUGGAUGCAAAUGAGUGCGAGCGUCUGUCAGAUUUCCUCCGAGUUGAAGUGAACCGUACUCCAAUGGAAUUUACAACCACGUGA